Messenger RNA from Schistocerca serialis cubense, 741 nucleotides. RefSeq lists its product as uncharacterized. Bases 1 to 741 code for a protein of 246 amino acids. The record is from RefSeq and is a predicted model, not a curated record. The transcript has 3 exons. NCBI's taxonomy places the organism in Eukaryota, Metazoa, Arthropoda, Insecta, Orthoptera, Acrididae.
AUGAAGCAAGUGAAUACGCGGAGAGACUGCAGCUCGCGGGUCGGCGGCGAGGUCCUUGCCGGCCGGCCGCGGCCACUUCCCCGUUGGCCGGCGGCUAGCCCAGCUGGCCAGGUGCGCGGCCAUCCAUCAGGGCCUGUGACGUGCGCGGCCCGGCCGGCCGGCUCUGCGAGGCGUGCCCGCAGCCCGCACCUCCGCCUUGUUAUAGGUCGGUCCGCGCCGCCGCCACUCGCCAAGGACGACUCGCGCGCCGGCCACGUCCAGGUGCACCGCCCUCGCUCUGUCACCGCCGCCAUGGCCGACCCGGACCACUUGCCGGUGCUUCUCAGCAGCAGCAGCAUAGGCAGCGCUCGCGUGCUGUACCGCGCGGCUCUGCGCGGCCACGGAGCCGCCGCCCCCGCCCCCGCCGCCGCCCCCGCCGCCGCCCCCGCCUGCGCUGCGGGGCACGCUUUCUCCGGCCGCCUAAGCGCCCUUCUUUCUCCAGGUGUCGCCGCUCAGCGGCAGUGGUGCCCGGCUGCGACCUCCAUUACGGGGCUGAUGUACUCUCGCGUCCUCAAGCCCAGGGCCGCGGCGCGCCGUAAAGCUGCGCGAGUUACGACCGCCGCCGCCGCUGUCCCCGCAUUACUCGCGUCCUGUCCCGUCUUCGUCCUCGUCCUCUUUGCCAGCCGUGCCUUCCAGUAUGAAGCGCGCGGGCGGCGCGCCGACCCUGCACAAGUGGUCGCCAAUUGCCGGCGAUCCGUGUGA